AUGGCUGUAUCAUCAGCUGCGUCUCCGCCCAUUCCACUUCCGCCGAAACCGGAACCGGAAACAGCCACAGAUCCAGUUACCAUAAUUAUUGAUUAUUCGAGUCUACGACGCCAUCAAGCUCUGUCACCCAAAACUCAAACAAAACGCUCUCAUACAGAAGCUCUGUCACCCAAACCUCAAACAAAACGCUCUCAUACAGAAGCUCUGUCACCCAAAACUCAAACAAAACGCUCUCAUACAGAAGCUCUGUCAUCCGAAACUCAAACAAAACGCUCUAAUACAGAAGCUCUGUCACCCAAAACUCAAACAAAACGCUCUCAUACAGAAGCUCUGUCACCCAAAACUCAAACAAAACGCUCUCAUACAGAAGCUCUGUCACCAAAACCUCAAACAAAACGCUCUCAUAAAGAAGCUCUGUCACCCAAAACUCAAACAAAACGCUCUCAUACAGAAGCUCUGUCACCCAAAACUCAAACAAAACGCUCUCAUACAGAAGCUCUGUCACCCAAAACUCAAACAAAACGCUCUCAUACAGAAGCUCUGUUACCCAAACCUCAAACAAAACGCUCACAUACGGAGGCUCUGUCACCCAAAACUCAAACAAAACGUUCUCAUACAGAAGCUCUGUUACCCAAAACUCAAACAAAACGCUCUCAUACAGAAGCUCUGUCAUCCGAAACUCAAACAAAACGCUCUCAUACAUAA
Messenger RNA from Ylistrum balloti, 705 nucleotides. RefSeq names its product serine/arginine repetitive matrix protein 2-like. The coding region runs from base 1 to 705 and encodes 234 amino acids. The transcript is spliced from 2 exons. The record is from RefSeq and is a predicted model, not a curated record. NCBI's taxonomy places the organism in Eukaryota, Metazoa, Mollusca, Bivalvia, Pectinida, Pectinidae.